AGACGUUCAAAAGACGUCUAAAAUGUGUUUAAGUUGUUUAAAAGACGUCUUUUAAACAUCCGUGCCCACUGGGGAGUGUUAACUUGACGCUGUCACGAGCCCACAUAUUGUAAUGAUGUGUGGCCGAACGGCUUGUGUACGUUCAUCAAAAGAGAUAGCACAAGCAUGUUCUUAUCAAAACAAAACUGGUAGCAUAGUGCAGCCACAAUGGGUUAACAGUAGUUCAUGUUCUUACAAGCCUUCUUAUAAUAAGGGACCAAAGUCUUCUUCAGCUGUUCUGUUAAUCAACUGCAAUUAUGAAAGAGUUUUGCAACCGAUGCAGUGGGGCUUGGUUCCAUCAUGGCAUAAAGGUUGCCCAAAGACAUUUGCAUUUAACAUGAUAAAUGCUAGGCUUGAUACUUUAACAAACAAAAAGUCUUUUAUGAACAUUCUUCAAAAAGGUCAGAGAUGUAUUGUAUUGGCUGAUGGAUUUUAUGAAUGGCAGACUAUAGGGACUAAAAAGCACCCAUAUUAUAUUCACCUCAAAGAUGAUAUUAAACCACAGCCAGAUACAGAAGAAAAGCAGCUGUUAACUAUGGCUGGUUUGUUUGACAAACACUCUUCAGAAGAAGGUGAAAUCUACACCUACACCAUUAUUACUGUUGAUGCAUCUGACACAUUUAAAGUGUUGCAUGAUCGCAUGCCUGCAAUAUUAAAUAGUCCAGAUGCAGUUGACAAGUGGCUGGACACAACAUCUGUUACUUGGGAAAAUGCAUUAAAGCUGUUGCUACCAUUAGAUUGUUUACAAUGGUAUCCUGUUUCAACAUUUGUCAAUAAUGUACGACAUGAUAGUUCUAAUUGUUUGAAGAGAAUUGAUGAAAACGACGGAGCUCGCAAAUCCAGGAGCUGCUUGUUGAUGCAUAAUUGGUUAAAGGUAUCUGAUACAAACAGUAGCUCGUCGAACAGAGUAUGCGAUGCACCCAGUGUUUCUUCGAACAAAAUAUCUGAUAUAACCAGUGAAUUGUCGACCGAAACUCAUAAACCUCCUUCAAAAAAAAGAAAAUUAUAAAAAAAAACAUUUUUUUUAAAGAUUUUUGGCUUUUAAAUAUUUAUUUGUAUCUUUUUUUCUUUCUGAAAAAAAUAUUAAAAAAAUAUAUAUAAAA
Molecule: messenger RNA, 1142 nt
Organism: Hydra vulgaris (swiftwater hydra)
Lineage: Eukaryota; Metazoa; Cnidaria; Hydrozoa; Anthoathecata; Hydridae
Product: abasic site processing protein HMCES
Biological process (GO): DNA damage response
Molecular function (GO): single-stranded DNA binding
Source: RefSeq, a predicted model, not a curated record